Laccaria bicolor S238N-H82 is the source of this 231-nucleotide messenger RNA. RefSeq lists its product as uncharacterized. Lineage: Eukaryota; Fungi; Basidiomycota; Agaricomycetes; Agaricales; Hydnangiaceae. The record is from RefSeq and is a predicted model, not a curated record. The coding region runs from base 1 to 231 and encodes 76 amino acids. The transcript has a single exon.
AUGAUCAAGCUGCUUGAUUUUGGAUGGUCUGUGUCGGCAGAUUCAACGAUCAACUUGCCGGAUGAUGAGCCUGUGAAACUGUUUCCGUACCUUGGUAAAUGUGCAAAUGCACCCCAUUCGACGCAGAGGAACCCCCUUGUUGAGCAAAUAAAUCUUGGGAUGAGGCUGUUUAAUGCACCUGAGAUUUUGAGGGGGGAAUGCCAGGACCAUAGGGCAAAGGAAUAUUUGUGA